UAUUCGAACAUCUAAUCCCGCUCUCCGAAGUUGGCAGAACGUACUACCUGCAUACUUCGGUGAUGGUGCAAAAUAGAAAAAAAUAUAUUCUCUUCCGUUCGGAACUUAAUCAGCUUGUUCGAAUUGUGAGAUAAUUGAUAUGACUUCAUAUCUGCACAUGACUUAAAGGUUGAAAAACCGCCUCUUUCAUUUAGCACACAGCCACGUUAUGUUUAGUUUAGUUCGUAUUUUUUGAAGAAUGUGGGAAUGAGUCUAACGGGCCACAAAUUCCAAGUUUCUCUCAGUAUUAAGAGAGAUGAUGGGAAUGCUUUGGUGUUCUAUAAGCCAGAUGGGCAGAGAUUUGAAAAUGAUAUCACCAUCAAGAUGAAAGUUCAAACACCCUAUAAACUCUUGCUGACCGUGCGACCACCGCAGAAAAUCAAAUUGGCAUCUAUGAAAGGCGAGGAAUUGGAAAUGACUUCCGAAGAAGUCAAUUCAGAAUCUACGAAGUAUGCUUUUGAAUGGAACAGCAACAACAUUCCUGUGACGAAAAAGAAUCGAAGGUUGAGUUUCAAUCUCAUUUUAGAAAUCCAAAACGGGGGAGUCUUGGAGUUACCACUGCAAAUGAAAUUUUACAAUGCGUCUGACACUCAUCACUCAGCUUGGGGGAAAAGCUUGAAUCACAUCGAAUUCAACUGCAUGCACAAGACAGGCAGUUCUUUCGUAGAAAUAAUCAGCACAGUGUAUCGUUGACAAAGUUCCGUGGCAAGAACUCAUUUCCGACAAUACAGAAAAAAUAGUUCAUUUUUAUUUCGUUUGCUUGUAAAUUUUGCUUGCAAUAAAUAGGAAAUAGAACUACUUCUGAAACUUGCAUAAAUUGAGCAUAGAAUUUGGAUCAACACUCUCCACGUGCAAGUCUCCAGUCUCUACAUAAGCAGAAUUCAGUGUAUUCUACUCAAAUCAGCUGAAAAUGUUCUUGUCUAAUGUGCUAAACACCAAACUGUUUAACUAUUUUGUACGGUUUUAUGAUUUAUAUAAUGCAUGUAAUAAAAUCACUUAUGCAUCGUU
This is a messenger RNA of Argiope bruennichi, 1047 nucleotides long. Its product is annotated as CB1 cannabinoid receptor-interacting protein 1-like. Bases 247 to 732 code for a protein of 161 amino acids. The transcript has 4 exons. Gene Ontology annotation, cellular component: plasma membrane. The record is from RefSeq and is a predicted model, not a curated record. Lineage: Eukaryota; Metazoa; Arthropoda; Arachnida; Araneae; Araneidae. Gene Ontology annotation, biological process: negative regulation of signaling receptor activity. Gene Ontology annotation, molecular function: type 1 cannabinoid receptor binding.